CGGGCGUGCGGAGGCACAACUUCCGGAGGGAGGCGGAAGAGCCUCUCGGCUCCAAGCUCGAGAGUCCCGGGACUGUGGAGGGGGUCCCCCGGGUUACGGGACAGAGCCACGGGGGCGGCCCGGCAGCACUCAGGGUCUAAGGGCCUUGGGUCUGAGGGAUGCGGAGGGGCCAUGGCCAGCGACGGAGCCAGGAAGCAGUUCUGGAAGCGUAGCAACAGCAAGGUCCCGGGCAGCAUCCAGCACGUGUAUGGUGCCCAGCACCCCCCUUUUGACCCACUGUUACAUGGCGCCUUGCUCCAGGCCACGCCCAAGGUGCCCGCCACCCCUGUGAGGGCCAGGAGGGUCAGCACCUUCCAGGAGUUUGAGAGCAACACCAGCGACGCCUGGGACGCCGGCGAGGACGAUGACGGGCUGCUGGCCAUGGCGGCCGAGAGCCUGCACUCCGAGGUGGUCAUGGAGACGGCCCGCCGCGUCCUGCACAGCCACAGCCAGCGGCAGGAGCAGCUCAGGCGGCAGGAGCCUCCGCCCGUCCCCGGUGGGGACCUGCGGCUGGUCAAGUCCGUCAGCGAGAGCCACACGUCCUGUCCCACAGAAGGUGCCGGCAGCACCGUCCCGCUGCAGAGGUCCCAGUCUCUCCCCCACGCGGCGGCGGCGGCUGCGCCAGGUGGGGCGUCUGACCCCGGCACCCUCAGCAGCUCGGCGUUAAGUGAGAGAGAGGCCUCCCGGCUGGACAAGUUCAAGCAGCUGCUCGCUGGCCCCAACACCGACCUUGAGGAAUUGCGGAAGUUGAGCUGGUCCGGGAUCCCUAAGCCGGUUCGUCCGAUUACCUGGAAGCUCCUCUCAGGCUACCUUCCCGCCAACGUGGACCGCAGACCGGCCACCCUGCAGCGGAAGCGGCGGGAGUACUUCGCCUUUGUGGAGCACUACUACGGCUCCAGGGAGGAGGAUGCGCACCGGGACACCUACAGGCAGAUCCACAUAGACAUCCCGCGGAUGAAUCCGGAAGCAUUAAUACUUCAACCCAAAGUGACAGAGAUUUUUGAGCGGAUACUGUUCAUAUGGGCCAUACGCCACCCUGCCAGCGGGUACGUGCAGGGCAUCAACGACCUGGUCACCCCCUUCUUCGUGGUCUUCGUCUGUGAACACACAGAGGAGAAGGACGCGGACGUCGCCGACGUGUCCCGCGUGCCCGCCGACGUGCUGCGCAACGUGGAGGCCGACACGUACUGGUGCAUGAGCAGGCUGCUAGACGGCAUUCAGGACAACUACACCUUCGCCCAGCCGGGGAUCCAGGUGAAAGUGCGGAUGCUGGAAGAGCUCGUGAGCCGGAUCGAUGAGCAGGUGCACCGGCACCUGGAGCAGCACGAGGUGCGGUACCUGCAGUUCGCCUUCCGCUGGAUGAACAACCUGCUGAUGAGGGAGCUGCCCCUGCGCUGCACUGUGCGCCUGUGGGACACCUACCAGUCUGAGCCCGAGGGCUUCUCCCGCUUCCACUUGUACGUCUGUGCCGCUUUCCUGGUGCGGUGGAGGAAGGAGAUACUCGAAGAAGGAGAUUUUCAAGAGCUGCUGCUCUUCCUGCAGAACCUGCCCACGGCCCACUGGGGCGACGGGGACGUCAGCCUGCUGCUGGCCGAGGCCUACCGCCUCAAGUUCGCCUUCGCCGAUGCCCCGAAUCACUACAAGAAAUGAGCGCGGCCCCGGCAGUGGCCCCACGCGCCCAGGACGGCACCCGCCCGCUGGCCGGCUGCGAGGAGGGGCCUGGAUGGGCAGUGCUGCCCAGCGGGGCGUCCGCCCGGAGGACGUCCGGCGCAGCCGGGGGCCCGGCUGGGGUGGGCUGGCUGCUUCCUGAGAUACCAAAGAGAGCCAGGGGAGGGUCCUGGCCUUUCGGGGGCCCUUCCUGUCCUGAGCAUCCUUGCCAAAUGACCGCCUCCUGGAGACCCCGGCCGGCUGCAGCCCCUCUCGGAGAGGCCCGUGUUGGGGGGCCGGGGUGGAGGAGAUGGCAGUCGUUUGGACCUGUGUGGAGACGCAGAGCUUCUGUUGAGUGAAGGAGAAUAAAAUACAGUGAGUGUCA
Artibeus jamaicensis (Jamaican fruit-eating bat) is the source of this 2071-nucleotide messenger RNA. RefSeq names its product TBC1 domain family member 22A (gene TBC1D22A). NCBI's taxonomy places the organism in Eukaryota, Metazoa, Chordata, Mammalia, Chiroptera, Phyllostomidae. Gene Ontology annotation, molecular function: GTPase activator activity. Gene Ontology annotation, biological process: activation of GTPase activity. The coding region runs from base 172 to 1689 and encodes 505 amino acids. The record is from RefSeq and is a predicted model, not a curated record. The transcript has 13 exons.